Molecule: messenger RNA, 1480 nt
Organism: Amborella trichopoda
Lineage: Eukaryota; Viridiplantae; Streptophyta; Magnoliopsida; Amborellales; Amborellaceae
Source: RefSeq, a predicted model, not a curated record
UGCAUCCUUAAUUUUAGGAUCGAAGGGGCGAGGUGUAAAUAAUUUUUAAACUUAGAGAGAGAAAAAGCACCGUUUUGAGAAAGAGAAUUUAGCGAUAAAAAGAAGGAAUUUGAGGAAGGAAAUUUUAGAGAGAGAUUCACCUCUCGAAGGGAGAGAGACGGCAGCCAUGAAUGUUGCAAGUCGAGAGAGAGAGAAAAGCCAUGAAUACUGCAAGUUUGUACCUUUAGAGAGAGAAGCAUGAGUACUGCAAGUUUGUACCUUUAGUGAGAGAGAGAAAAGCCAUGAAUACUGCAAGUUUGUACCUCACAAUCUCUGAAGGACCUUCAGUCAGAGAGCAGAGGGAGGGACACACAAAAAAUGCCAGAGAGAGAGAGCCAUAUUCAUGAGUAGCGUCUCCUGUAAACAGGCAGGGACUAAGGAGGCUUGAAGGACAAUCCCAAGCCAAAUCCAUAGACUUUCUCAUAGUGUUUUGGGGUUGGGUUUCCACUCCUUACCCAAUUCACAAAGGAAUAAAUUAUGCCUGAAAUCAAUCUCCAUAUAUCAGGAGGAGGAGCAACCAGAAGGAACUCUGGUACUAACUCCACAAUUAACAGGAGAAAUGGGGUUCCUAUUCACCCAGACAUUGAACCACCUCCUAAGCCAUGGCCUUUUGCCCCUUUUUUGGCCUUUUUAGUCAUCAUCUCCCUUGCCUUGCUGCAAUUCUUACCCGCAUCUCAUUUCCGAGAUCCCAAUGAUCCCCUUCGCAACUGGAUUCCUAUUGAUUCGAGCCUUCAGGUGUUUCUUUCUUUUGAUCGAUCACGAGCAAGACCAGGUUUCAUCUUCGUGGUGUUCCUUUCUUUUGGUCAAUCAUGAGCAAGACCAGGUUUCAGCUUCGUCUCUAUGUUAUUGUUCACAAUCUUAAAAAAAAAAAACUUUCUUAAAUCUACAGCAAGCUUGUUUCUCUUAUUCCUUUAUCGUCACAAUUGUUUAAAGGAUUAACAUGUAUAUCUUUGUUUAAGAGAUUGCUUGGAAUUACGUAGUGAUAUCAUAAAAUGAUGGAAGGAUAGAUAUUUUAGAUUUAAUGUUUUAUGAUAGAAUUUGUGUCACAAAUAUAUAAUCGCCUCUCUGUGUAUACAAUUGCCUCUGUAAAUACGUGCUAUUCUAUUUUCUCAUAUAUUGCCACUAUAUAUAAAAUUAUCUGUGCAGCUGAAAUUUUUUUCUUCUUCACUAAAUAUCAAUGGCUACAAAUUGUGCUAUUCUAUUGCCUUAUAUAUUGCCGCUAUAUAUAAAUUUAUCUGUGCGGCUGAAUUUUUUUUUUCUUCUUCACUAAAUAUUAGUGGCUACAAAUUGCUAUUCUAUUGCCUUAUAUAUUGUCGCUAUAUAUAAAUUUGCCUGUGCGUCUGAAAAAAAAAUUUCACUAAAUGCAUGGGGAUUGUUCUCAGUAAUUUUUGUGAAAUUUUAUAUCAUUUCUUUGACUUGGUGAAGAAGUAAUUCCAGUAAU